This is a messenger RNA of Coprinopsis cinerea okayama7#130, 1521 nucleotides long. RefSeq names its product laccase 2. NCBI's taxonomy places the organism in Eukaryota, Fungi, Basidiomycota, Agaricomycetes, Agaricales, Psathyrellaceae. The transcript has 13 exons. Gene Ontology annotation, molecular function: oxidoreductase activity; copper ion binding. Bases 1 to 1521 code for a protein of 506 amino acids. The record is from RefSeq and is a predicted model, not a curated record.
AUGCCCGAUUCCAAUCUCAAUGCAGCGACUGCUCUCGCUACAUCCCUCUUACCUUUCGUGCUGGGAGCCAUUGGCCCCAGUACCAACCUUGUCGUCGCGAACAAGGUCAUCGCUCCCGACGGCUUCAGUCGAUCUGCUGUCCUCGCUGGCGCUACCCAGCCAACGGUGCAGUUCCCUGGCCCCGUCAUUCAAGGGAAUAAGAACAGUUUCUUUGCGAUCAACGUCAUUGACGCUCUGACCGACCCCACUAUGCUGAGGACUACGAGUAUCCACUGGCACGGCAUGUUCCAAAGGGGGACUGCCUGGGCUGAUGGUCCUGCUGGCGUCACCCAAUGCCCUAUUUCCCCAGGGCAUUCGUUCUUGUACAAGUUCCAGGCUCUUAACCAAGCCGGUACUUUCUGGUACCACUCCCAUCACGAAUCGCAAUAUUGUGAUGGUUUGCGUGGGGCUAUGGUCGUAUAUGACCCAGUCGACCCACAUCGCAACUUGUAUCACGUCCCUGCUCCCUCUGCAGGUCUCGUCCCCACCCCAGAUUCCACGCUUAUCAACGGUAAGGGCCGGUAUGCUGGUGGCCCUACCGUACCUCUCGCGGUCAUUUCUGUAACCCGAAACCGACGAUACCGGUUCCGCCUUGUUUCCCUUUCAUGCGAUCCUAAUUAUGUAUUCUCUAUCGAUGGGCAUACCAUGACUGUUAUUGAGGUCGACGGAGUUAACGUCCAACCUCUCGUUGUCGACUCGAUCCAGAUCUUCGCAGGUCAGCGCUACUCGUUCGUUCUCAACGCCAACCGCCCCGUCGGCAACUACUGGGUGCGAGCCAACCCCAACAUCGGUACUACGGGCUUCGUCGGUGGAGUCAAUUCUGCGAUUCUGCGCUAUGUGGGCGCCUCCAAUACAGACCCCACUACCACCCAAACUCCUUUCAGCAACCCUCUCCUUGAGACCAAUCUCCACCCCUUGACCAACCCUGCUGCUCCUGGCUUGCCUACCCCAGGUGGCGUCGACGUCGCGAUCAACCUUAACACGGUAUUCGAUUUCAGUAGUCUCACCUUCUCCGUUAACGGAGCCACUUUCCAUCAACCGCCCGUCCCUGUCUUGCUUCAGAUCAUGAGCGGUGCACAGACUGCCCAGCAGCUUCUUCCCUCCGGUUCGGUCUACGUCCUUCCCCGUAACAAGGUCAUCGAGCUUUCUAUGCCUGGAGGCUCCACUGGCAGUCCCCAUCCCUUCCAUCUCCACGGUCACGAAUUUGCUGUGGUGAGAAGCGCGGGGAGUUCGACCUACAACUUCGCGAACCCGGUACGCAGGGAUGUCGUGAGUGCCGGUGUUGCUGGUGACAACGUCACCAUUCGAUUCCGUACCGAUAACCCUGGACCAUGGAUUCUCCAUUGCCAUAUCGACUGGCACCUUGUUUUGGGGUUGGCUGUAGUGUUCGCUGAGGACGCUCCUACUGUUGCAACCAUGGAUCCCCCUCCUGCUUGGGACCAACUUUGCCCGAUCUACGAUGCUCUCCCUCCCAACACAUAA